AUGCUGGAGGAGGAAUGCAAGAGCUGUUCCAAAGGUUGUAAGGAUUGUUCAUCAAACAAAACGUGUAAAACAUGUGACAUUGGAUUUUAUGCUCGACAUGAUAUUACAAAUAACAUUGUUUGUCAGCCAUGCACGAAAGGUUGUAAAAAGUGUUCAUCGGCUGCCGAAUGUUUAGAAUGUGACACUGGUUAUUUUAAAAACGGCAAGGUUUGUUCAGAAUGUUUGAAUAGCUGUAAAACUUGCAAAUGGCCAUUGGUUUGCGAUUUGUGUCUCCAAGACUUUCGAUUAAAUGAUACUAAUUGCCAGUCAUGUCCAACAGGUUAUUUCCUGUCAAAUUCUGCAUGCUUACCUUGUCAGGACAAAUGCGCAGCUUGUUCUUCACCAAAUGAAUGCACCGAAUGUAAAAGUGGUCUUUACGGUAAUUUAUGCCAUCAAAAAUGCUCCUCAGGAUGCAAGGACGAUAUUUGUGAUAUGAACAUUGGUAACUGCUCAUGCAAGGAAACACAUGUUGGACAUUAUUGCAAUAAAUGUGUUCCAGGAAAGUUUGGACAUAAUUGCGAAUUUGACUGUCCUGAAGGAUGCUUGACAUGUGAUUUAAAUGGAAGUUGCAUUAUCUGCAAUACUGGAUAUUUUGGAUUGAAUUGUCAUUGUGAACAAUGUGCAGAUGGAAUGUAUGGAAGCAAAUGCGAGUUUCAUGAAUGCCCUUCGAAUUGUUUUAAUGCGUCUUGUAAUGCAGAGAGCGGCCUUUGUGACAACGGCUGCAAUAAAGGUUACUGGGGAAAGUAUUGUGAGAAGCUGUGUGCACAUAAUUGCCUCAAUAACACGUGUUUUAAAGAGAAUGGAACAUGCAGUCAUGGCUGUGUUGGUGGAUAUCAUGGAUACAUGUGUGAUUGUCCAAAUAAUUGCAUUUGUAGCGGGUCAGUAAGCCCAGACGGAUUUUCAAGCAGCUUAUUACAACCUAUUCAUAUUGGUUUGCUGAUUGUUUCUCUUGUCAUUUUGAUCCUUGUUGCGGUCAUUAUGGGAAUAUUUCUAAUAACGAGUUAUAUUACAAAACAGAAAAAUCUGGUGACGGGGAGUUUAGGCGAUUCUAUAACUUAUAGACAAGUUAGAAGAUCACAAGAUAUACUACCUUCUGAACAUAAUAACGAGAAUAACCGACGGCAACAAGACGCACAACGAAUAGUUUACCAAAAUUUAGCUGAUAUAGGCAAUGCAGCAAUAAAUGUUUGUGAACCCAUACAGGAAAGUGUUUAUGUUAACGUUGCCGAAUACGCAAGUAUUCAGAGAAAACAAGUUCCUGAUAUUGUUGAAGAAACUGAGGACAAUACAAAUGAAGUUGUUGAAGUCAAGGAAUCGAAUUUACCAGACGGGCUCAUUAAACCAUUCCACGAAUCACAGAAGGCAGAAAACGUGAUGAAAAAUCGUUAUAAAGAUGUUUGUCCAUAUGACAACAGAAGGGUUAUUCUUAAAAACAGAGAAUCAGACUACAUCAAUGCCAGUUAUAUAGACGGUUAUAAAAGACAAAAGGUUUAUAUAGCAUCUUUAGGACCAACAGUUAAGCAAAUGGGAGCUGAUUUUGGAGUAUUCUGGAACAUGGUUUGGCAAGAAAGAGUUUGUAAAAUAGUCAUGCUGACAAAUCUUAUAGAACAAGGGGUUCAGAAAUGUGACAAAUACUGGCCGGAUAAAGAUGUAUGCAUCAUGUAUGAAGACGUGAAAGUAACAUGUCAGUCUGAGGAAAUAUAUCCUUGUUUCGCAGUCAGGAUUUUCUCCGUCGAGAAAACUGAAAAGAGAAUACUUUAUCAGAUGCAUUUCACAGCCUGGCCAGACAAGAGUACACCGCGGGAUGUCCAUGGCAUGAUCGAGUUUUGGGAGAAAUUGACAAGAAUACCUAGAUUUGAGCUGGGGCCUAUACUUGUCCACUGCAGUGCCGGUGUAGGACGAACAGGAACAUUUCUUGCAUUAGAUAUAUUAGCCAAUGAGGGAGUUGCUGAGGGUACUGUGGACAUAUUUGCAUGUGUCAGAAACUUAAGAGAAGAUCGAGUUAAUUUAGUACAAACAGUGGAGCAAUACAAAUUCCUUCACGAGGCUUUGUUACAUCUUCUAUCUUCUGACACAUCAGUAAAGGCGCUUCUUACAAGCGAUGGGGCAGUUCAGCACAAUUUUCAAGAGCGUAAAUUGGAUGUUGACGAUAUACAUGAAAUGGUCUAG
Molecule: messenger RNA, 2208 nt
Organism: Ruditapes philippinarum (Manila clam)
Lineage: Eukaryota; Metazoa; Mollusca; Bivalvia; Venerida; Veneridae
Product: multiple epidermal growth factor-like domains protein 10
Exons: 13
Coding region: 1-2208 (735 amino acids)
Biological process (GO): protein dephosphorylation
Molecular function (GO): protein tyrosine phosphatase activity
Source: RefSeq, a predicted model, not a curated record